Trichoderma asperellum CBS 433.97 is the source of this 475-nucleotide messenger RNA. The record is from RefSeq and is a predicted model, not a curated record. NCBI's taxonomy places the organism in Eukaryota, Fungi, Ascomycota, Sordariomycetes, Hypocreales, Hypocreaceae.
CACCACCAAGUCUUCAAAAAGAAACACUUCUCAUGUCUCAUCUCUCUCUCUCUUUCCCACUUGACAAAAGCAUCUAUCCGGAAGCCUGAGACUUUGACUCUACCGAAUCUUAUUUGCAUAUGUCGCCUGCCCUUUUUAACCCAUUUGCCUCCGCUUUGCUGGCUGCACGUAUUUUAUUGACACACCUCUCUCCCUUUGAGACGAAUACUAAGAUUAUCGUCGCUGCGACCGAACGGCUUACGAGUGAUCGGGACUUGCCGUUGACUAUUACUGACAUUUAUCUUCCUCACGGCAAACAGUCCAGCUGUCCAGGAGGAUCUAGCCAUAGCGGUCCCACUGUUGUUAGACAUCCGCUGGUAAUACUACACCACUAUCUGAGCUCCCAUCACUUCACGAGCUACCGCCUACCGCAGUGAAGCCUCGUGACGAAGGUACUCUUCGUCAUAUUAUUCAAACCCGACAUCUUACGCACCCU